Naegleria lovaniensis is the source of this 1422-nucleotide messenger RNA. RefSeq lists its product as uncharacterized. The record is from RefSeq and is a predicted model, not a curated record. NCBI's taxonomy places the organism in Eukaryota, Heterolobosea, Eutetramitea, Acrasida, Naegleriidae. The transcript has a single exon. Bases 1 to 1422 code for a protein of 473 amino acids.
AUGAAGCUUGAAGUUGAAAAAGAACUACAAGAUUUGGGUUCUCAACUACAACAAACAGAAAUAGUGGCUAAAGAGUCCAUACAGAGCUUGAACAUUGAGGAGGACAGUGUAAAAGAAUUGGAAGCAAAGAAUAUGGAAAUUGAUUCUAAGGCACUUGAGCUAGAAAAUAACCUCAAGAAAUUGUCGGAACGAAAAAGUGAACUGGAGCAUGAGGUUACCUCAAUAACUACCAAGCUUUCUCGGUUAAAACACAACAGACAGCUAUCAACAGCCAGAUUUGAGGUGGAUAUGUUCAAAGAGAUGCAGUGUUCAAUGGAAAUCAACUCUAAAUUAGCUCUCACAGAAGAACGCUUUUACAAACACCAAAGUAUGAAAUUUACUAAUUUGCUGAAAGAACUUUGCGAGUCCUUGGAAAUUCAAGUAUCAAGAAAUUUUAGCAUUCUUCAGAAGAUGAUUCAUUUGUAUGCAGUCAUGAAAGUAAUCUGUGUCAUUGAAACUAUGUCAGACAAUCCUAUCAUUACUAUUUAUGCUGAGAAGCAACUUGAUUUAUUUGAAGAUAUGAAGACCAUAAUGCGCAAGACAGCUCCAGACGAUGUGGUGAACGCAACUUUAACUAGAGUGCAUCAAAUGCGCCCAAUGCUCUUGUUCUUUUCCAAAUUGUUUGAUCAUGACUGCAUGAAGUACCACACAGGCACUUGGAGACAAAGUUUGGACAACUUGGACGAACUGAAGCAUGCCAAUGUGAAAUUUAAAUAUGUUGAGAAGAGGCUCAUAUCGAUCCUAGAUGCACUUUUGGAAAAGACCCAUUUAGAUGUAAAAUCUAUUUUUUCGCAACACGACGACUAUCACAAUGACUCCACCAUCUGCUCCUGUCUCGAUCCUUUAUUACAUGAUAACAUGCACAGUUUAGAUGGAGAAAAAACAAAAGAGAUAUUCUCUAAAAUGAUAAAUCUGGGUGAGCCAGACGAAACUUGUUUAGAAACUGUGUUUAAGGAAAUCCAAUUGCACGCUAAGAAAGUAUUGGAAACCUACUUCCUCAAUGACACCUCCAACAACAAAUUGUUGUCUAAAAUGGAAAAAAUCUCAAAAUUUAUUUGCGACAAGGAGAAUCUUGAUAUUGCUCAAGAAGAUGAAAAGUUAAAACGAAAGGUUGCAAUGAUCAAGAAAGAGAAAGAAAGAUCAUCAGAAAUGCAAAGAAAAUUGGAAAUUAUUGAAAAAAAGAAUUCAAAUCAAGACAUGUCACUGAGCCCUGCCGCUGUCAGUCGCGAGCCAGGGCAAGCAACCUCCCUUCCUUUUAUUAAGCUAGAUGAAAAAACUGCAGAAAUUGUGGAUGAAGAAAGAAAAAUCAAACAGAAAACUUCCACAUUUUCUCCCAGUAGCCUGUUAUCGAAAUUUGAGAGCAGAAAGUCUCCCCAAAAUUAA